AUGCAGCAAAGAUUCCUCCCUCCACCACAAGCUAUCAACAAGACACAACUUGACACCGCCGCAGUUGUCUUCCCGCUCACCAGAUCCAGUGAGGACCACAUUAGUCAGCUCCCAGAGGUUAUCCAGUGCACAAUUGUCCCCAAGCUACCAGCCAAAUAUGGAGGGGCCACCAUCGUGCUUUCCUCCAGUUGGUGCUGGAUCUGGUCCUCGAUCCCACUCAUGCAUGAUGAUGCCCAGCUUUGUUCCGCCGGAGUGGAUCAUCUUGAGGUGGACAACGAUAACGACAAGGCCAUAGAAGCUAUCAACAGGAAGGUCACGGCUAUCCUUCGGAGCCAUGUGGGCCUCUUCCUCCCGGUCCGCCUCUCCUCGUCCCUGGUAAGUAACCUUAGGGCGUGGCUCCAGAUCAUGGCUACCAAGGGUAUGGAGGAGCCCGUCACCCUCAACUGUGAGUGGCUGGAAGCCAUGAUUUUCCUCUCGGUACAGCUCCUCCGGUAUGAAUCCACAAAGCAGCUGCACCUUGCGCUCUCCCAAAUGUCGUGCCUGACUGUGCCCUGCAGGCUAGAGCACUUCUGCUCUGUACAUUUUCCCAAUCUACAACAACUUGUCCUGUUAGAAGGUGAGAUUGGAGACUUUCUUGGUGGCUGCCCCGUCCUUGAGAUGCUCGCUUUCAUGGAUGGCUGUGGUGUGCCAUAG
Sorghum bicolor (sorghum) is the source of this 693-nucleotide messenger RNA. RefSeq names its product putative F-box protein At1g49610. The transcript has 2 exons. The coding region runs from base 1 to 693 and encodes 230 amino acids. Lineage: Eukaryota; Viridiplantae; Streptophyta; Magnoliopsida; Poales; Poaceae. The record is from RefSeq and is a predicted model, not a curated record.